AGGAGCCCGAGAUAAGUUUGUGACUUCAUAACCCUUUAUCCUUUCCGCAGGUAAUGCGGUAUUGCGGUGCGGUGAUUCCACUGGACGAGGUUUCGACUUCGAGCCCAAGGGUUUAUAGAUUCCGACGAAAGGAAGCCGCAUAUACUCUGUUACUGCUAUUCCUGGAAUGCCGGGCGCAUUUGGUUGCUUGCCGAGCCAGAUUUCUUCGACUACCAACGUGCAUGAUGGCACACCUGCGCGUCGUAAGAAGGAUCAGAGUCAAUUUUAUUUUGUAAGAUUUCGCCUUCCACCAGCAAGGAAGCUUAGGUCUUAUGCAAAACUGAAUUUUGAGGUUAAAGCUGUGCCUGUUAAAUCAGAAGCGAGGAAAUCAUCAAAGUCGGUUUCAUAUGGAGGCUGCAUCCCGUCGAUGUUGCUAGCACUGGAAACUUGUGAAGAUCUGGAUGAGGCUUUGAAGCCAUGGGAAGAGAAUCUUAACAGCAAGGAGAGGACCAUCAUCCUAAAAGAGCAAACAGAUUGGAAGAGGGCUCUAGAAAUCUUUAACUGGUUCAAGAGAAAGGGCUGCUACGAACUGAAUGUGAUUCACUACAAUGUUAUGCUAAGGAUCCUUGGGCAAGCACAAAACUGGGAUCUCAUUGCGUCAUUAUGGAGGGAGAUGCAGGCAAAUAGAAUAACUCCCACAAAUUCAACGUACGGUACAUUAAUCAACGCUUACUGCAAAGGUGGCUUGAGCAAGGAAGCGCUUGUUUGGUUGAGCGAUCUAUACAAGCAAGGAAUGGAACCAGAUGAAGUGACAAUGGGAGUUGUUCUUCAGACAUAUAAGAAGGCUGGUAGCUUUCAAAACGUGGAGCAAUUUUUCAAAAGGUGGUCAUCUGAUGUUUUUGAUGAUUGUGAAUCUCAAAAGUGUUACAGCUUAUACACGUACAAUACAUUGAUUGAUACUUAUGGUAAAUCAGGGCAGUUUGAGAAAGCUUCAAGAACUUUUGCACAAAUGUUAAGGGAAGGUAUUGUUCCAGACAUAGUUACAUUCAAUACAAUGAUUCAUAUGUAUGGCAAUAAUGGUCUGUUAGAAGAGGUUUCUGCAUUGAUGAUGAUAAUGGAUGAAUACCAAUGUGCUGCUGAUACAAGAACAUAUAACAUACUUAUCUCCAUUCAUCUAAAGAUCAAUGACCUCAGCAUAGCAGCUGGUUACUUUUCUAAGUUGAAAUUGGCCGGUCUAGAACCAGAUGUUGUCAGUUAUCGCACUCUUUUAUAUGCAUAUUCUAUAAGAAACAUGGUUGGGGAAGCUGAAGCUCUUAUUGUGGAGAUGGAAUCUCAAGGCCUUGAGAUUGAUGAGUAUACACAAUCAGCUUUGACUAGGAUGUACACAAAUGUAGGAAUGAUGGAUAAAUCUUGGUCUUGGUUUGAAAAAUUCAGCGAUAAAAUGAAUCCAGAAUGGUUUGCUUCCAAUAUCGAUGCUUUUGGAGAGCAAGGACACGUUUUUCUUGCCGAGAAAGCUUUUGCUUGUUGCUUAUCCAGGCAAAAGUUGAGUGUUCUCACGUUCAAUGUUAUGAUAAAAGCGUAUGGAACACAAAGGAACUAUACCAAGGCUUGUGAGUUGUUUGAUGACAUGAUAGAGUAUGGUAUUCAUCCUGACAAGUGCACAUACAGUUCUCUAAUACAUAUUUUAUUGUCUGCUGAUCUACCUCAUAAAGCAGUAUGCUAUUUACGAAAAAUGCAAGAGGGUGGCUUUGUUAGUGACUGCAUUCCUUAUUCAGCGGUGAUGACUAGUUUUGUCAAGCUUGGUGAAAUACAAAUUGCAGAAGAUAUAUUUAAAGAAAUGGUGAGCUUUGGAUUUCAACCCGAUGUUGUUGCUUAUUCCAUUCUAAUAAAUGCAUUCACUGAAGUUGGAAAUGUUUCCAAUGCUUUGAAGUAUGUUGAUGCAAUGAAGAGGGCUGGAGUUGUUCUGAACCCAGUAAUUUGCAACUUGUUAAUCAAAUUUUAUGCAAAAAAUGGAUAUUUGAGAGAAGCACAAGAAGUAUAUGAACUAAUAAAAGUUUCUGAGAAUGGUCCAGACAUUUAUGCUUCAAAUUGCAUGAUUAGUCUUUAUUCUGAGAAUACUAUGCUGAAUGAGGCAGAAGCUAUCUUUUGCGAUUUGAAAAACAGUGGAAAGGCAAAUGAGUUCUCUUAUGGGACUAUGCUGUGUUUGUACAAAAAACUGGGUCAUCUUUGGGAAGCUGAUCUCAUUGCGCAAGAUAUGCAAGCCUUGAAAUUGCUAUCCAGCACAGUCAGUUGCAACAGUUUAAUUGCAUUAUAUGCAACUAAUGGGAGAAUGAAGCAGGCUGUAGAGAUAUUCCAUUACAUGUUGACCACUGGGAUACAACCUGAUGAGUCUACAUUCAAGACAUUUGGGCAUGCUUUGCUUAAAUAUGGAGUUUCCAAAGAAGCUGUAAAUCGACUAGAAUCAAUGAAAGCAGAAAAGUCCAGAGUUGGCUUGGAUGCAUGGAUUGAUGCCUUAUGCUCGAUCUUCAGGCUGGAUUCUGUGGACCUAAAGCAGGCAAGUAGAAAUAUGAAUUGCUAUAUUAAAAACCUUAAAUUGUAAGCAUGUGCAGUGUGCAGUCAUGAGUGUGAUCCAUUGAAGGAAGAAGGAACCGUGGGCAACUUCAAUGAUGUUGGCUAUGUAUAAUUAUAGAACCUUGAUUCAGAAGCUUUGACAUCAGAAUCUAGCCUGCAAUGGAUGGCUUCCAUUUAUUCUGGAGGCCUAGGCCUUUCUUGUCUCAGGGUCCAGCGUCCAAUAUUGUCAAUGUUAAAUAACUUGAAGGAUGAGAGCUUGGAACUCGACGCCGAUGGACUAAUCUUCACUCUGAAAAAUCUACGCUGACAGGAUGCGGAAGAAAUCUUUUACAAUUUGAAACAUGGUGGAAAGGCAAAUGAGUUCUUGAGUUUCCACAAGCAAUUUGGUCUUCUUCAACCAGACAUCAUUGCUUCAACAAUGCAAAUAUUUCAGACUGCAAACCACAGCACCGUGAGAUGUUUAGUUUCUGGAACAGUGAAGCAAGCAAGUUAUACCGCACGUGAUUUAUCUCCUUUCACAAUCUGGGGGCAUCUAGGACGAUAUUUUGGUACAAUUAAGAGGAAGGCUUUUUCAUGAAUAAAUUUGCUUGCUUUCGGAGGUCUUGUCGAUCUAAUUGUUCUAUACUGCAAAGUGCUGUUGGUGCAAUUUGAGGGCUUGCAAUAAUCUAUGUUUUUGUAUGUACU
Messenger RNA from Zingiber officinale, 3234 nucleotides. Its product is annotated as pentatricopeptide repeat-containing protein At3g23020-like. Lineage: Eukaryota; Viridiplantae; Streptophyta; Magnoliopsida; Zingiberales; Zingiberaceae. The transcript is spliced from 3 exons. Gene Ontology annotation, molecular function: protein binding. Bases 167 to 2578 code for a protein of 803 amino acids. The record is from RefSeq and is a predicted model, not a curated record.